AUGAAUCCAACAACGAUUCCAAACCACGACUUCAUGGAGCUGCAUCCGGUGCAUCAACAUCCGGCAGGCUGUAAGCAGCACUGUUUCGUCUUCACCGAGAUAGCGGACAUUGAGCUACCGCCCGAGAUUACCAAAUAUCCGGAAAAGAUAAAGAAUGGUAGCAUUCAUUCGUACACGAAGGAAAGCAUCUCGCCACCACCACCGAAGCUGGCCAAGGAUCGACGGAGUCGCAAAAUAAUCGCGCUCGUGUCCGGAUUGCUCGUCUGCGUCGCACUUGCCGCGGGCAUUCCGCUUGGAUUGCAGCUCCGGUCUUCCUCGCUGUUGGAGGCCCGGCUGGCAUUUAUCAGACGGUUGCUGGUGGAGUCACCGCUUGUCGAAGGCUAUUGGGCGCCACCGAUGGGUGCUAACUUUAGCAAAAGCUUCGCAGAAGUGAAGAGCGGUAUGGUGGGUGCACUGCUCUGGCCCAUUGCCGUACCGUGUGCGGCACAGUAUCUCGAUGCGGUACAGCUGACGCUGGAAGGACUGGACGAUGCCAGAAGGCUCGUGGCUAAGAAUCGCGAUAUGGCGGUGGUCGAGAAUGCGGACGAGAUGGAACAGGCCCACACCGAGGGUAAGCUGGCGAUUUUGUUCGGGCUCGAAGGUGGUCAUACGCUCGGGUCCAGUUUGGCCGUGCUUCGCUCGAUGUAUUCGCUGGGGGCACGGUUUGUUUCGUUGACUGGCGUGGGUUGUACAACCCCGUGGGCCAGUGCCUCGAUAAGGAACGAUUUCUUCGACGAGAACUUACCAUCAACAUUGACGAACUUUGGAGAGAUUGUAAUUCAGGAAAUGAACCGUUUGGGAAUGUUGGUGGAAAUAUCGAGGCUCUCCGAACCGGCCAUGAUGGUUGCGCUGAAUGUCGCCAAAGCACCGUUGCUACUGUCCAACGCGUUGCCCUCGUCGAUGGCUUGCAACGGUACGACGGCCGCCGUACCGGAUCACAUCCUGAGCGCACUGUCCCAGAACGGUGGUGUGCUGAUGCUGAACGUGGAACGAUGCGGCGAUAAGCCGAUGUCGCUGAAGGACGCCAUUACGGCCAUUAACUAUAUCCGAGCGAUUGCCGGCGUUGACCACGUAGGUUUGAGCGGGUCUCCCAAAAACUAUCCCCUCCUGUUGGCCGAACUGGCUCGCGAUCGGUUGUGGGGUUCGGUUGCCAUCAAGAAGCUGGUCGGGGGCAACAUUGUGCGGGUGCUACGGGAAGUCGAAACGAACAAGAAUCGUUUACCGCUGUCCGAGGAUUGGAUACCGUUGGAAUCGAUCGAAGGGAAUGCUUACUGUCGGUACCCGGAGACGUAA
Molecule: messenger RNA, 1332 nt
Organism: Anopheles marshallii
Lineage: Eukaryota; Metazoa; Arthropoda; Insecta; Diptera; Culicidae
Product: dipeptidase 2
Exons: 2
Coding region: 1-1332 (443 amino acids)
Biological process (GO): proteolysis
Molecular function (GO): metallodipeptidase activity
Source: RefSeq, a predicted model, not a curated record